CCCUACCUUUCUUCUCGGAGGCAAGCCCACCUUCGAGCUUCCGCUACGAGUGAAAGGUGUCAUCUUUCUUCAACGUAAAAGGUGUCAUCUUUCUUCAAUUCAUAGCUUAAGGUUACAAUUUUUAACCGUAAAGCUCUCUCCUUUUUGGAAUUUACCUUCAACUCCAAUAAUAAUCCCCAUCAUUCUUUAUCUCCAAACCCCAAUACCUUCAAGUUGCAUUUAGGCAUUUAGCAAGACUAAGCAACAAGUGCAUGCUUACAGAACCUUCUCAGAUUAAACCAACAACAACCCCUGUAAUUGCUUUUUAGCUCCUGCACUUCUAAAGUUUCAUGUUUCAAGUGUAAAGACUUCUCCUUCUCUGGAUUAUUCUUCAAUUCUCCGACAGCAAUAACAUCAAUUAAUCUCCGAACCCUAAUUUCUUCAAUUUAUAUCGAAAACCCUACCCAACGAUGGCAUCUCAACUCUCCCAAAUCAAGAGAAAGCUCACAACCCUCUCCUCCCCAACCCUCGCCAGAUUCCUCUCUCUCGCAACAACCCCAUUUAAAGAACCCAUAUCCUCAUCACCCCCCUCACCUGAUCCCCGAUUCAUCCGCCACACCUCCCAGAACCCUAAUCUUGCCGACCACUCCCCCUUCUUCCGAUUCCCUCCAACCAAAACCACAACCCUCCCCAAUGGAAUUCGAGUCACAACGCAAACUGCCCCCUCAUCUGCCAUCCACACUGCCUCUAUCGGCGUCUGGAUUGACGCUGGGAGCCGAUACGAGGCUCCCGGGACCAACGGCACCGCCCAUUUCCUUGAACACAUGAUCUUCAAGGGUACUAGCCGACGAACUGCUCGGUCCCUUGAGGAAGAGAUUGAGAAUAUGGGCGCCAGACUCAAUGCCUAUACUUCUCGUGAGCAGACUACAUUUUUUGCCGAUGUGCAGUCUAAGGACUUGCCUUUUGCUGUUGAUGUGCUUGCUGAUAUAUUGCAGAACUCAAGGUUCCCUGAAUAUGCUAUUCAGAGAGAGCGUGGUGUAAUUCUUCGAGAAAUGGAAGAGGUGCAAGGGCAAAUGGAAGAGGUUAUAUUUGAUUACUUGCAUAUGGCGGCGUUUCAUGGUCACCCGUUAGGAGAUACUAUAUUAGGUCCUGAAGAAAAUAUUCGGGCUAUAGACAGGGUUGAUUUGCAACGAUACAUUUUGACUCAUUAUUCUGGUCAUAGAAUGGUUGUAUCUGCUGCUGGUGCGGUUAACCAUGAAGAGAUUGUGAACAUGAUUAGUAGAUCGUUCAAGAACUUUUCUGAGGAUCCAGCCACUGCAGAUCAGCUUGUUAAAUCAAAUCCAGCUAUAUUCACUAACUCACAGAUCACAGUGGAGGAUAAGGACAUCCGUCUAUUGCAUUUGGCAAUAGCUUUCAAAGGGGCAGCUUGGACUGACCCAAAUUCUAUUCCCCUUAUGGUGUUACAAAGCUUAUUAGGAGCAUGGAAUCGAAGCAUUGGUGUAGGCAAUUGUUCAGGAUCUCAGCUAGCAUGCCGAGUCAGCACAGAUAACUUGGCUGAGAGCAUGAUGUCUUUCAAUACCAACUACAAUGACACGGGAUUAUUUGGUGUCUAUUCCACUUCCCCUCCUGAUUCAGUGGAGACCUUGUCAACUGUUAUAAUGGAAGAGCUUAGGAGAUUGGCUUACCAAGUGUCGGAAGAGGAAGUACUGCGAGCACGGAACCAGCUAAAAUCUUCCCUUUUGCUUCACAUUGAUGGAUCCACUGCGGUUGCAGAGAAUAAUGGCCGGCAGAUGCUAACGUAUGGACGGGUAAUACCAUUUCUUGAGCUUUUUGCUCGUAUAGAUGCUGUUGAUGCUGAGACAAUAAAGGAGACUGCCAGAAACUUCAUAAUUGAUAAGGAUGUUGCCAUUGCUGCAGUUGGACCGCUGCAGAAUUUGCCUGAGCAUAGUUGGUUUUGCUCUCGGACCCGUUCUGAACAAAAGCAGACGUUGUGAACUUGAUUCAUAAGUUUGGGCGCCAAAAGUUUGUAGUUGUCAGAUCAUCUUUGCAGCCCACACAAGAGAUCAUUUUUUGGAUUUAAUUUGCUAAAUUAUGUCAUAAUUUUCUUAGUGCAAUAGCGCAUCUUCGAGGUUGUUCUGGAUGAGUUACGAGUUCUUUCUGUAGGUUUCUAAGUCCUAACAAAGGUUUGACGCGGUCCUUGCU
Messenger RNA from Asparagus officinalis (garden asparagus), 2181 nucleotides. RefSeq names its product probable mitochondrial-processing peptidase subunit beta, mitochondrial. Bases 450 to 1973 code for a protein of 507 amino acids. Gene Ontology annotation, biological process: proteolysis. The record is from RefSeq and is a predicted model, not a curated record. Gene Ontology annotation, cellular component: mitochondrion. NCBI's taxonomy places the organism in Eukaryota, Viridiplantae, Streptophyta, Magnoliopsida, Asparagales, Asparagaceae. The transcript is spliced from 10 exons. Gene Ontology annotation, molecular function: metalloendopeptidase activity; metal ion binding.